Molecule: messenger RNA, 2461 nt
Organism: Sesamum indicum (sesame)
Lineage: Eukaryota; Viridiplantae; Streptophyta; Magnoliopsida; Lamiales; Pedaliaceae
Product: Glucose-methanol-choline (GMC) oxidoreductase family protein
Molecular function (GO): oxidoreductase activity, acting on CH-OH group of donors; flavin adenine dinucleotide binding
Source: RefSeq, a predicted model, not a curated record
UCGUUGCUUGUCUUUGAUUAUUCUGUGCUUGCACAAACACAAACACACACACACACACACCCCAAUCUCUUCUUCUCUUGCUUCUUUUUUCCAGUAAGUGAAGUAAGACGUUAUAAUAAAACAUGAUGCCUUUUCCAAGGUGCUUUUCCUUUCUUGCAGCAGCUUCUCUUGGGAUUUUCAGCUUCUUCAUUGUUUCUUCUUUUGCAGAGAAAGCUCCAUAUAAAUCUUUUGCGAAGGAUGCAAGAACAGCUCCGUCAUCCGGGUUCUACGACUACAUAAUCGUCGGAGGCGGAACCGCCGGCUGCCCGCUGGCGGCGACGCUCUCCGUCUCUGCGAAAGUACUACUCCUGGAGAGGGGCGGCCUACCAUACGACAACCCCAACGUGACCCACAUUGACGGUUUCCCAGCGACACUGUCGGACACGUCUUCAACCUCCGCAGCGCAGCUGUUCGUCUCGACGGACGGCGUCUUCAACCACCGGGCUCGGGUGUUAGGCGGCGGCUCCGCCAUAAACGCGGGGUUUUACACCCGCGCCAGCAGCGAGUACGUGAACGAGAUGGGAUGGGAGCCGCGGCUGGUGGAAGAGUCUUACGCGUGGGUAGAGAGGAAGGUGGCUUUCCGGCCGGUGGUAAAGGCGUGGCAGGCGGCGGUGCGGGACGGGCUGCUGGAGGCAGGGGUGUCCCCCUACAGGGGAACAACGUAUGCGCAUCUGCAUGGGACUAAAAUUGGGGGUUCGAUCUUUGAUGAGAACGGGUAUAGGCAUACGGCUGCUGAUUUGUUGGAGUACGCUGAUCCCGCCAACAUUACUGUCUAUUUGCAUGCAGUUGCGCACCAAAUCUUGAUCAAGACAUCACCAGGGCAAAAACCAAAGGCGUAUGGAGUUUUCUUCAGAGACUCAAAGGGCGAGAGGCACAUGGCCUACUUGAACAAUGGGCCCAUGAAUGAGGUGAUUGUCUCAGCAGGUGCACUGGGCAGCCCACAGCUCUUGCUCUUGAGCGGUAUUGGGCCAGCCCCGGAACUUACAGCCCAUGGACUAAGAGUGAUAUUGGACCAUCCAUUGGUGGGUCAUGGCAUGUCUGAUAAUCCAAUGAAUGCAGUCCUAGUUCCCUCUCCUAGGCCAGUCGAACUGUCCCUGAUUGAGGUUGUGGGCAUAACCGAUGUCGGUAGCUACGUGGAAGCUGCCAGUGGAUCCUUGGACCUCGCUUGGCUCCGGAGGACGGCUCAAGACUUUGCCAAGGCAGUGAACCAGACUCUCCAGACCUUCACAAUGCCAAUCAACCAAACCAUCCCAGAAGCUACUGGAGUACCCGAAUUAUACCAGAACCCCGGCGUACAAGCCGGAGUCAUCUUGGAAAAGAUCAUGGGGCCUUUCUCCACCGGGUUUCUGGAGCUCCAAAGCAGGGAUCCGAAUGACAAUCCAAGAGUCACAUUCAACUACUUCCAGGACCCCAGGGACCUCCAGAGGUGUGUCCAAGGCAUGGAAAUCAUCAAACGGGUUGUUGAAUCUCGGCCCUUCUCUCCCUUCCGAUACCCCUUCACAUCGUUUCAGUCCCUGAUGAAUAUGAUGCUGGCAGUUCCCAACAACCUGAGGAUCAAACACUUUACAGCCGCUUAUUCCAUGGAGCAGUUCUGUCUAGACACUGUGAUGACUAUAUGGCAUUAUCAUGGAGGGUGCCAAGUGGAUAGAGUUGUUGAUCAUGAUUACAGAGUGCUUGGUAUGGAUGCAUUGCGUGUGAUUGAUGGCUCGACGUUUUACAGCUCACCGGGAACUAAUCCUCAGGCCACCGUUAUGAUGCUUGGAAGGUAUAUGGGACAGAAAAUUCUACAGGAGCGAAAUGCUCGAUGAUUGAAGCAGAUACAUUUGUCAAUCACUCCUGUACCUAAGAGCAAGAGAUGCUAUUAAUAAUGGAUUUUCAUAUGUUAACUGCACUAGGAGCCUCUUACAUUUUCUGAGGUUUUGCUACAGUUCCAAUGAUGAAAUAUCCAUAUGUGACAAAGCCUAGGAGAAAAUAAAAACCAUUCGGGCAUCAUGUAAAUAAAAUGAAAGAACCUAGAAGACCUUCAGCAUGCUUACAUGCUCAAGAAAUGCUUUUCUACUGUAUAAUUUAGCUUGUGCAGUAUUUUACUGUAAGUUUUGAUGUCAAAAAGAUUUGUGUUAUUGAUAAAAUCAUUGUCAUAUCCUUAUAAAUCGAUCAAAUAUUUUCAAAGAAUAUUGAAAUUAGUAUAACUUGAGGUAAGCAAGCAGAUUAUCAGGAAAACCAGAACUUGGGAGUUCCUGAUAUUGAAAUAGAAGCUAGCCUGGUUUCCUAAUCAACCUAUUUCUUGAUUUAUCCUGCUUCUAGAUUGCAACUUUUAUCUAGAAAUAAGGUUAUAUACCACGAGACUUAACAUAAAUACCAAGUGUGAAGGAUUAUAAACAAAAGAAUCACAGAAAGACAACAUAUGGUUAUUAGUAAAAUC